AUGGAUGAUAUGAAAGAUUUGUUUUUCGAUCAAAAUUACAAUAAAUACAACAUAAUUUUGGUUGCGUGGGGUAAGGGAGCAAAGAUCAGUUCGUACUACUUGGCCGCCGCCAACACACAAGUGGUGGGAGGACUCGUCGCAUACUUUAUCAAUCGUUUGUGUGAAAUCUAUAACAUUAAAAACGACAAGUUUUCGCUGAUCGGACACAGUCUGGGCGCGCAUGUGAUGGGUCAGGCGGGUCGACGUCUGUAUAACCCGCGUGUGGCCCGAAUCACAGGCCUGGAUCCGGCCGGACCCGGGUUUCGCGAUGAUGCCCGAAGACUCAACAGAAAUGAUGCCUCACUUGUGGUUAUAUUACACACCGAUAUAUCGGAGUAUACAAUAACGGAAGGCUUAGGUCAGCCCUUACACUCAGGUCACGUCGAUUUUUUCCCAAAUGGAGGCAAAUUACAGCCGGGAUGCGCCUCAUCACGCGGUAUCUUAAAUGCAAUCAAAGCAAUCCGUGCUGACGAACAACUCUCGUGUUCACAUCUAAGAGCU
Molecule: messenger RNA, 540 nt
Organism: Medioppia subpectinata
Lineage: Eukaryota; Metazoa; Arthropoda; Arachnida; Sarcoptiformes; Oppiidae
Source: the annotation of a GenBank genome assembly